GCCGUUGUGUUUGUUAUGACGCGUUUAUCGUUGUUCGUGAGGUUGCUCUUCAGAUUGACAGUUCGCGGUGGGUUUCGCAGGCAAAUAUCUGUAAGCAUGAUAAGACGAACUCAAAUAAAGAAAGUGCUUUGCGUUGCUGAGAAAAACGAUGCGGCUAAAGGGAUAGCAGAGAUUAUGUCAAAUGGCAGAUCAAGAAGAAGAGAAGGAUAUUCUGUCUACAACAAAAUAUACGAGUAUGAAUACAAUCUGUUUGGCCAAAAUGUAACUGUAAGCAUGACAUCAGUGUCAGGCCAUCUCUUGGCUCUUGAAUUCAAAGCCCCCUUUCAAAAAUGGCAUAGUUGUAAUCCAGUCCUGCUGUUUGACGCUGAGGUGGAGAAGUAUUGCCCUGAGAACUUUGUACCGAUCAAGAGGACUUUGGAGCGAGAGGUGAAACAAUGCCAAGCUUUAGUCAUUUGGACUGAUUGUGAUAGAGAAGGAGAGAAUAUUGGCUUUGAGGUUAUUGAUGUUUGCAAAGCAGUGAGGCCAAACAUUCAGGUUUUCCGUGCACGUUUCUCUGAGAUCACACCGAACUCCAUAAGGAGAGCUUGUGAGACACUUACUGAACCAGAUAUUAAUGUCAGUGACGCAGUGGAUGUGAGACAAGAGCUUGACCUACGCAUCGGGGCUUCGUUUACCAGGUUCCAGACGUUGCGAUUACAGAAAAUAUUUCCAGAAUCUCUCUCGGAUCAGCUCAUCAGUUAUGGAAGUUGCCAGUUUCCUACUCUCGGCUUUGUUGUGGAGCGGUUUAAAGCCAUUCAAGCCUUUGUCCCUGAAACCUUUUUCAGAAUCAAAGUUGUUCAUGAACCUAAUGAAGAGGAAUCUGUAGAAUUCAGCUGGAAGAGACAUAGACUUUUUAACCACACAGCAUGCCUUGUGCUGUAUCAGAUGUGCAUGGAGAAUCCCAUAGCGAAAGUGAUAUCUGUGACAAGUAAACCAAAAAGCAAAUGGCGACCUUUACCCCUUGACACAGUGGAACUUGAAAAACUAGCUUCAAGAAAAUUAAGGAUCAGUGCAAAAGACACCAUGAAAAUGGCAGAAAAGCUGUACACUCAAGGGUUUAUCAGUUAUCCUCGAACUGAGACCAACAUGUUUCCACAGAACCUGAAUCUUACUCCACUUGUUGAACAGCAGACACAAGAUUAUGAAUGGGGAAAUUUCGCUCAGCGCAUUUUGGACAGCGGUGGGCCCACACCUCGAAAUGGAAACAAAUCAGAUCAGGCCCAUCCCCCCAUUCACCCCACCAAAUACACCAACACCUUACAGGGAAAUGAGAAACGAUUGUAUGAGUUCAUUGUGCGUCACUUCCUGGCCUGUUGCUCCAAAGAUGCUCAGGGUCAAGAGGUGAUUGUUGAAAUUGAAAUAGCGGAAGAGAGAUUCUCGGCUAGUGGACUCACCAUCAUUGCACGAAAUUAUCUGGAGGUUUAUCCCUAUGACAAGUGGUACAAUAAGGUUAUUCCUUUAUAUACACCUGAUACAACAUUUCAGCCCAGCGCAAUUGAGAUGGUGGAAGGACAGACGAGUCCUCCACAGCUUCUGACAGAGGCGGAUUUGAUAUCCCUCAUGGAAAAGCAUGGCAUUGGUACUGAUGCAACACAUGCUGAGCACAUUGAGACCAUAAAGAGCCGCACGUAUGUCGGACUGACAGCUGACCAGAGGUUCCUUCCUGGAGAGCUCGGCAUGGGUCUCGUCGAAGGGUACAACUCUAUGGGGUAUGAGAUGUCUAAGCCAGACUUGAGAGCAGAACUGGAGGCAGAUCUUAAACUGGUCUCAGAGGGCCGAAAGGACAAAGCUUCUGUCCUCAGUUAUCACGUGGCAAAAUACAAGGCUGUUUUUAUUGAGUCUGUGAGGAAGGCAAAGAAAUUGGAUGAAGCUCUGUCCAAUUACUUGGGUCCAGCUCAAGAGUUUACAGAACAAGAGCAAGACCAGCUGGAAAUACCGUUACCAGUGCGAAAGUGUCCUCAGUGUAACCGUGACAUGGUGUUGAAGAAAAAAAAAGACAGCAAUGGAAUGUUUCUUUCAUGUAUGGGCUAUCCUGCCUGUAAAGCGGCCGUGUGGUUUCCAGAUACAGUAUUGGAGGUCAGCAGAGACGAAAGCGUCUGUCAAACGUGCCGUCCACAUCCUGUGCAUAUGCUAAAGUUUAAAUUCAAGAGGGGAAGUCUGCCACCCAUGAUGCCCCUUGAAUUUGUGGGAUGUAUCGGAGGAUGCGAUGAGACUCUGAGAGAGGUCUUAAAUUUAAAGUAUCUCAGAGGGGGAGAAGGAGAUUCGAUCUCUCGAACCAACAACAACUCGACCUCCCGUCAGCCUUAUGUACAGAGAACCAACUCGGCACCUCCGUCCAGAUCGGAGAACGCAUCCAGACCCAGACCUGACACCAACAGGCCACCAGCCAGUCUGCCACCUCCGAUACCCCCAGCUUUAGCUCAGGGUGGUGCUAUUGUGUGUAACUGUGGCCUGGAUGCAGUUCUUCUCACCGUUCGCAAAGAUGGUCCCAAUCAAGGUCGACAGUUUUACAAGUGUAACACGGGGGAUUGUAAGUUCUUUCUAUGGGCCGAUCAACCCGCCGAGCAGGGAGUGCCAGGAGGAAGCAGAGGGCCUUUAAGUCAGACUUCACAACCUCCCAGGCCCUCAGUGGGUUUUGGAAACAUACCUCAACAAAGGCAAAACAACAGAGGAUCUGGAAGCAAUGAAGGUGAAACUAUGUGUAACUGUAAUGAACCUGCUGUUACCAGGACUGUCAUGAAGGAUGGUCCAAACAAAGGACGAAUGUUUCACACUUGUGGAAAACCACGCGAUCAGCAGUGUGGGUUCUUCCAGUGGGCGAACGAAAAUGUUGCACCAGCCACAGAUUUUCCUGAAGGAAAUAAUGGUAGACAUGGUGGGACUAAAAAGACCACCACAGCCUCAACCAAACCUCCUGCUGCCAAACGUCAAAGAACCUGUGGUCUCUGUCAUGAACCGGGUCACACUCGGGUCACCUGUCCUCAGGGUCGGUGAAAAAGUGGUAGAAAAUAGCAGCAAUUUUUGUAAUAUUUGUACAAAAUGAAAUUGUCUUGAAAGACACAAUGCUUGUAUAUAGAAUUAAAAAUAUUAACUAGUGUAAAAUAAAUUCAACAAUACAUUAAUAUUGUGUU
Molecule: messenger RNA, 3170 nt
Organism: Misgurnus anguillicaudatus (oriental weatherfish)
Lineage: Eukaryota; Metazoa; Chordata; Actinopteri; Cypriniformes; Cobitidae
Gene: top3a
Product: DNA topoisomerase III alpha
Biological process (GO): DNA recombination; DNA repair; DNA topological change
Cellular component (GO): RecQ family helicase-topoisomerase III complex; nucleus; chromosome
Molecular function (GO): zinc ion binding; DNA binding; DNA topoisomerase type I (single strand cut, ATP-independent) activity
Source: RefSeq, a predicted model, not a curated record